AUGGGAAGUGACUUGAUUGAAGAUGGGAGCAAAGCUGCAGCUGUGGACAAGCUAUUGGCUGGGGAUGAAAUUGUUGGCAUCAAUGAUGUGGGCCUCUCCGGCUUCCGACAAGAAGCGAUCUGUCUGGUGAAAGGUUCACACAAGACACUGAAGCUUGUGGUGAAAAGAAAUGACCUAGCCUGCAGGCCUCACUCUUGGCAUGCUACCAAAUUCACAGAAAGUCAACCUGAGACAACCACGUCACACUUUGCCUCGUCCAAUGCCUGCGUCUCCUGGCACUCGCGUUAUCAUGCAAGUUGUUCUUCUCAUGACCUGUCAAACUCAUGGGAUCAGUCAAGUCUACAUCGCACUUCUGACCAAUUCAGCUCUUUGGGAAGUAUGGACAGCUGGGACCACACUCCACAAGUUGCCCAGUAUGGAAGACUUUCUUCUGCAAGGUCUAAUAGUAGCAUUGAUCAUCUAGGGAGCCAAAGUAAGCGUGAUUCAGCCUAUGGGUCUUUCUCCACAAGCUCUAGCACCCCUGACCACACUCUAUCCAAUGCAGACACUUCUUCGACAGAAAAUAUGCUAUACAAAGUAGGCCACUGGGAAACUACUAAGCAUGGAAAUAAGUCUGGCCAGUUCUUGAAUGACAAUAGUGGAAUCGAGGACAAACCUGGGUACUUGCCAGCUCCUAUCCAAUAUGAGAACAAGAGUCCUAGAAUAGAGGAACACUCUGAUGGCAAGCUCACUAGCUCUGGACGAUCCAGCUUUGGACCUGUUUGGUAUGUUCCUGAUAAGAAGAAGUCUUCAUCUCCUCCUCCUCCCCCUCCACCACUUCGUAGUGACAGCUUUGCUGCUACCAAAGGCCAUGAGAAAGCCCACGGCCCUGCGUACUCAGAGGGUGCCAGCACGCAGCACUUUACAGCCCUGACCCGCUCUCAGCCCAGGAGCGACUGGAACUUGGAAACCUUGGAACAGCAGCGACGGCCCUCCAGAGCAUGUGACAGGAGGGUCAGCAGCUCAAGUUACAAAUCUGAUCUCAAUUCGGAACACACUUUUUCUUCAACUGGUGAAAGGUACAAUAGCAGUGCAGGAACUGUGAACAAACUGCAGUCAUCCUUUUCCAGCACUGAUGUUCGGUUUGCACAGCCAACUUACAGUUACCACCACCUGCACCAGUACAGUGAUGAAAGCACUUUUUUUCACAAUGCAAGAAUCUUAACUGUGCCUAAAGAUCAGCAACAUUAUCUGUCUUACAGUGGCGUUCAGGAGUUACCUACAGGUCAUUUUCAUGGCUACAGUCCAAACCUAGCUGGUCUGCCCAACACUUCCUCUUCUUCAAACAGUGCUGCUGAACAGAAGGUGGACAACACUGGACAGAGUCGCUAUUACUGCGUGACAGCAAAACAGCCUGCUCAGGGAAGCUCAAAGCCACUACAACUCAAGGACGACAGCUGGAAGACUGCAGUGGGGACUGAUGCAUCACUUGGACCUCACAAAAAUCCUGCGGUUGUCACAAUGGUCCAAAAACCAAAAUACUAUCUACCUCAACAAUCUGUUGAAUCUUCACUGAAAGGGUGUGAGAACAGUAGUCAUUACCCAUUGGAAAGAGAGGGGGAUGCUAGGUUUGCUGUAGUAGAAGAAGCUAAGAAACACAAUCAUUCUGAAAAGCCUGGACAAAAGAAAAAUUUUGAGAGCAGCUCUGAGGAAAGUGAAACUAGGUAUGGUCAUCAGGAGUAUGCAAAGGGCUGUCUCCUUACCGCUGAAAAUAGAUCUGUUCAGAAAGAUUUUAGGUGGGGGAAAGAGGAGAGGAGCAAGAUUUCUCCUCAGAAGACCCCAAUGUUGCAUUCUUUAGCUCAGGAAGGAAAAAAACAGUCUGAAGCAGUACCAGAGCGACAGGCCCCAUUUGACACCCACUUGUCUAAACAAGCACGAAGAAGCGAUCGUUUUGCAACAACCCUAAGAAAUGAGAUCCAAAUGAGAAAAGCGAAGCUGCAGAAAAGUAGAAGCACUGCUACAUUAGUAGGGUCAUCUGAAACAGAAGAGUGCAAUGAGACUUGGAAGCCAGAUUCAGCAGAAAAUGCCACCACCUCCUUAGACACUAACUUUACCAGCACCUACAAAGAUCAUCUCAAGGAAGCACAGGCUAGAGUUUUGAGAGCAACGUCCUUCAAACGGCGAGACUUGGAGCCCAGCCCCACUGAAUAUCUCCCCAGGUCACCCGAGCAGAAAACUGGUAGUUACAACUCUUCGUUAUUGGCUUUGGUUUCUGAAGAUGCGCCUGGAUUCCUUGAGGCUACACAAGUUAAACCGAACCCCACAGGGAGUGGCACUCAUCACGUUCCUCGCAUUGGAGCCAGGAAGAGGUUCACAACAGAGCAAAAACUGAAGUCUUACUCUGAACCGGAGAAGAUGAAUGAGGUGGGGAUGUCAGAGGAUGAAUGCCAUGCUCAUUGCUAUCCAAAUGCAUCAGAAGAAGCACUGGGCACAUUUGCAGACAGGUGGAAAUUUUUUGAAGAAACAAGUAAGCCUGCAUAUAGGAAAUUGGCACAGAAACCAGCUCCCCACAGCCUAGCUGAGGAACAGCCUGAGAGACCAGACAGGAAAACUCACUAUGGACAAGAGGAAGACGAGUCAUGGUAUGAGAGAAGAGAUUGGGCAGGCUCUGUUGGACUUGAAGCUGCCCAUGUUUCAAAAGGUAACAUCCACCACAGUAGCAGCAGUAAGGCUGCUGAUAGGAUUGUGAAAUCUGAACAGCCGCAGCGCCUGGGAACCUUUGCGGAGUAUCAGGCGUCGUGGAAGGAGCAGAGGAAGCUGAUAGAGCCAAGGAGCUCAGGAAGGUACCAUUCAGCUGAUAAUAUCCUUGAUGCAGGCCAUGAACAACAUGAAAAAACUCAGUACACCCAUGAGAGAUCUAGAUCAUCCCCUUCAACUGAUUUCUACAAACAGGAAGUCUCAGUUGAAGUAAGGAGGCAAGCAGAAGAUUUAAAGGAAGAUGGGGAGCGUAUCUUCUCUAAAGUUAACGAUCGGGAUGAAAGGAACUGCACUGUAAGGCAAGGUGACACAGGGGUCCUGAGGGAAAACCCACAGGAGAAGAGGGAUCAGCUGGACCAGAAUUUAGGCCACAAGUGGAAGGCAUCUGUCAGACCUUUGCAUGCACGAGAGCUUACAGUUCUGCCUCACGAGAGCCGGGGGAGGUCUGGGACGUUGCCUAGUGAUUACCGAUACUCUCAGGAAAAUGUGAGCGAGAAGAGCAAGGAUCACAGCCUGCCUCAUCUCCCCUGCUCUGAGCCACAGACCUCAAACGAGAGCCACUCCUGUCUGUCCCGGGGAAAAGGAGAGGAAAACCAUAAGGUAGAGCCAGCGCUGGUGAACAAGAAGCGUGGACCUGCUCCUCAGAGGCCACCGCCACCUAAAAGAGAUAAAUACAGGCGACCAGAUAAUUCUGCACCAUCACUCGGCUCCUCUUCUGAAUCCCUGCUGGUAGCGCCCAGCCGACCCUUCCCAUCCUCAUCCCCCAGCUCUGCCGAAGUGUUUGCCGGUCACUCCGCUCUCUGUCAGAGUCCUGCAGCUUUCAAUGGAAAACUGAAGAGUGCUAAUCCACAGCAGCUCCAGCAAACAUCAUCCACGGAGAAUGUUUGUCAGCACUUAGAAGAAAAAACGCACCUUAGGUCUGAGCCUGUAUUAUCUUCCAAGUAUCGGUAUCUUCAGAAGCCUGGCAUGGAGACAUCAAGGUCCCCCUCUCCUCAGUUUGCACCGCAGAAGCUCACUGAUAAACCUCCUGUGUCUGUACAGGAUGAGAACCCAGCCAGAAUUGAAAGGGUUAUAGACAACAAUACUACGGUGAAAAUGGUUCCCAUCAAGAUAGUUCAUUCUGAGAGCAGUGCAGAGAAGGAGAGUCGGCAAAGUCUUGUCAGUACUAUGGAGCCUCCUGCUUUACCCAGUGGUUUGGAAAAGGACCAGAUCAAAACACUCAGCACUUCUGAGCAGUCCUAUUCACGAUUCUGUGCUUACACCAGGCAAGGUGUAGAGCCAGAGCCAGAAGCCAGAACCAAACCAGCUGGCCCUCAAGCUGCUGAAGAACCUGUAAGCAACUUAAAGGACAGCAGUGCUGCUGCACCAGCAGUCAGCUAUGUAAAGGCCAAAGAGAAGACCUUUGAAGACUGGAAGUCAGAGGAGCUUGCCAGAGAGAUUGUGGGAAGAGAUAAAUCUCUAGCAGACAUACUAGAUCCUAACGUGAAAAUAAAAACAACGAUGGAUCUGAUGGUUGGAAUAUUCCCUAAAGAUGAACACCUCCUAGAAGAAGCUCAGCAGCGCAGAAAGCUUCUUCCAAAAGUUCCUUCUCCAAAAAUUUCAGAGGAGAAGAAAGAGGAGCAGAGCACGCCGUCUGCCAUCUCCUUGACAACAAAUUCUACUUACUACAGCACAUCUGCACCGAAGGCAGAACUGCUGAUUAAAAUGAAGGACAUGCAGCAGCAACAGCAAGAGCAGCAGAGCAAGGAUGAUUCGGAAGACGAGCUGGAUCAUGACUUGUCAGAAAAGAAGCAAGAACUUAUUGACAGUAUUAGUAGGAAGCUGCAGGUGCUGAGAGAAGCACGAGAAACACUUCUGGAAGACAUCCAAGCAAACAAUAUAUUGGGGGAGGAGGUAGAGGCCAUUGUGAAAGAAGUCUGCAAACCAAAUGAGUUUGACAAAUUCAAGAUGUUUAUCGGCGACCUUGACAAAGUGGUCAACCUCCUACUGUCACUAUCAGGUCGUCUGGCCCGGGUGGAAAAUGCCCUUAAUAACCUGGAUGAAAAUACCUCUCCAGAAGAACGGCGGACAUUGGUAGAGAAGCAGAAGCUUCUGACCCAGCAACAUGAAGAUGCAAAAGAACUGAAGGAAAACCUGGAUCGUCGAGAGCGCAUUGUCUUUGACAUUUUGGCAAACUACCUGAGUGAGGAGAACUUAGCAGACUAUGAGCACUUUGUAAAAAUGAAGUCAGCCCUCAUCAUUGAGCAACGAGAGCUUGAGGACAAGAUCAAGCUAGGGGAAGAGCAACUGAAGUGUCUGACUGAUAGCCUCCAACCUGAACGACUCAAAUAAGAGGAUGACUUUGACCGAGGAUGUGAAAAAUGGGAAAGGAGGAAAGGAUGGAGGAGUUGCCAAGCGUACAAACAAGUAUCUUGGCUUGUCUGAGUGCCCAGUAGACAAACAAGUGCACAAGAAAAAAAUAGCUCUCAAAACAGCAAUAAUGCUCUCUUUCAUUUUUUUGGGAUUAUGUAUUUAAAUUUUUUAGAACACAUUUCUAUUGCUGGACAUUACAGCUGUUUCUCAUUGCUUAACUUACAGACAGCUCCACAGAAAAGGAUAGACUCUUACUUAACCUUUCUACUGAGUAAGCUGAAAGUCUGUGGCAGUUGUGCAUGCAAACAACAUUUUUUAGAAUAGGUUGUAUACUUUCUUUAGGUUCAGAUGCUGUACAGACUGCUGGGAAACCCAACAGCAAUUCAUGAACACACACAAAUUUAGAAGCUCUAAAUUUAGUGGCUUUUUAGGGUUUUUUUGAAGACACAUUAAAUAGGGGAAGCGUGCAUCUUAUAGCUAAUAUAUUCAGAUUGCUGAAAUGUAGUGUCACUGAUCCUGUGGC
Chaetura pelagica (chimney swift) is the source of this 5611-nucleotide messenger RNA. RefSeq names its product shroom family member 2 (gene SHROOM2). The coding region runs from base 1 to 5067 and encodes 1688 amino acids. NCBI's taxonomy places the organism in Eukaryota, Metazoa, Chordata, Aves, Apodiformes, Apodidae. The transcript has 11 exons. Gene Ontology annotation, biological process: actin filament organization. The record is from RefSeq and is a predicted model, not a curated record. Gene Ontology annotation, molecular function: actin filament binding. Gene Ontology annotation, cellular component: apical plasma membrane; cortical actin cytoskeleton; apical junction complex.